AUGAUCCACCGGUUACUGCAUCGACUAGGAAGGUUUUUAAGGUUUUUCGAGUGCACGUCAAAUGCAUGGGUUUACCUGCGAGCCAGUGACCUGUCGUCGCUCUCCAGUGCCGAUCCGAACAGCUCGAUCUCAGAUUCCAGUGAAGAAGCCAAGCUCCAACCACCUGCCAUCGUCCGUCACCCCCGGCAGCCGUACCUCACCAGGUUGGCUCGUGAGGCUCCUGUCAGCACCAGCGUACUGCAGACGGUCUUCGAUAACAUCGAGAGGCCCGAGCUGAAACGCUUCGGAGAGAACAACAAUGGAAAAGAGUGGAUGACGGUACCGGUGUCGGUGGAAGAAGAUAUGCGUCGAAACGAUUCAACUGGAUGGAAUCUUAUCCCUACCACUGUAACCACGCCAAAACCGAGGCUUCCUGUUGACGUCAACGAAGAAGCGAUUCAAUCGAGGAAGCGGAUCGUCUGCUCGCAAAUGUCGGAAAGCCUCAAAGCCGUGGACAACGCAUGUGCGCAGAUCAACAAGGUCACCGCACCGCAACACUGGCGAGCUCCACAUCUUUUGCAAACGAAUCUGAAUACGCUCAGGGAUUCUAUCACCACAGCACAUGAUGCCCUCGGAACAUUUGUCGACGGAACAGGAAGAAUAUCUAUUGAUCGAAAGAAUCCCAAAGCUCAAGGUGAUUUAUGCUUUUUGUUGAGCACCUACUAUACGGCCCAUCAGAUUUGUCGACGUCUUCUCAAUGGAGCACAACUUCUCAUUCAGCCUCUAAGACUCGUUAUUCCUUCAGCGCCGCUGGCAUGGACCGAAGACAGAUAUCCCUACGUCCGGUCAUCGCUACUUCCAUUCAAAGCCAACGAUCGAUCGCUAUACAAGUCGCCUCCGUUUUUGGACGAAACUAAACGCCUGUCAUCUUCGUCGACGUCUACGGUCACGUCGUCUGACUCAUCACAGCCGUCUUCUAUUCUUGUCACCAAGCACAGUGGCGACAAGCCAAAGGGACGAGUCACCUUUGCCGACGAGCCUCGCGACCGCCCUUCCGUUGCACCAUCCCAUGAAAAUGGCGAGAGCUCAAAGGCUCCACAAAUGAACGGAUCGCUGCGAUUCGCGAUGCCAUCGGGACCACAUCGACUACAUGAGACCCGAAUCAUAGAGGAGGACGAUCUGGAGUCGAACGACUACGCUUAUCUGGAUGAUGUUGUGCCUGGACGAUCGAACGCCUACAACAAUCCCACGAAUAACUCAAUCAGCGAUGAGGAUCGUCAAUUAGUUCGCUUUUACGCUCCACAACUAGAUCAACACACUGAGUCGCUUUCUCUGGCAAUCGAAGACUUUUUGGGUACGGUAGAGAACAACCUGCCUCCUCGAGAGUUUGUACAGAAAGGGAAAGCUGGUCAGUGGCUACACAUCAUUUUGGCUGCUCAUAAACUGAUUUAUAUUGGGGAUACGGUAUCGCAAUGUGUGGGGGAUCGUACAGCUAGUAACAGUCUUCGACAAUGCGCUGAUCGAUUAUGUGAUUUGCUCAAGCAAUGCGUCGCAGCAACGAAACUCGCUUCUGAAGAGUACCCUGAGCUGAAGAGCAUGCAGGGAAUGAUCGACAGUAUCAUCGCAGUGUCGAAAACUGCCCAAGAAAUGAAAGUGCUGGUGAAACAAUGGUGCUAG
Molecule: messenger RNA, 1656 nt
Organism: Cooperia oncophora
Lineage: Eukaryota; Metazoa; Nematoda; Chromadorea; Rhabditida; Trichostrongylidae
Source: the annotation of a GenBank genome assembly